Molecule: messenger RNA, 1035 nt
Organism: Lepisosteus oculatus (spotted gar)
Lineage: Eukaryota; Metazoa; Chordata; Actinopteri; Semionotiformes; Lepisosteidae
Gene: rsl24d1
Product: ribosomal L24 domain containing 1
Biological process (GO): ribosomal large subunit biogenesis
Cellular component (GO): nucleolus
Source: RefSeq, a predicted model, not a curated record
CGUUGCAACUUCCUUUAGUAAACACUCCGUACAUGUGAUAGGAGUGGACUUGAUUUUUAAUGGAUGAAUAAAUACUGGAACAUUAAAAAUGCGUAUCGAGAAAUGUUAUUUUUGCUCCGGGCCCGUUUACCCGGGUCAUGGAAUGAUGUUCGUUCGAAAUGACUGCAAGGUGUUUAGGUUCUGCAAAUCAAAAUGUCACAAAAACUUCAAGAAGAAGAGAAACCCCCGAAAGAUCAGAUGGACGAAGUCUUUCCGGAAAGCUUCGGGCAAGGAAUUGACGGUGGAUAACUCUCUGGAGUUUGAGAAGCGCAGAAAUGUUCCAGUGAAAUACCAGAGAGAGUUGUGGAACAAGACUGUGGAAGCCAUGAAGAAAGUAGAAGAGAUCAAACAGAAACGGCAAGCAAGGUUUAUCAUGAACAGACUGAAGAAGGGCAAAGAGUUAGAGAAGGAAGAAGCCAUCAGCGAGGUGAAGAAAAAUAUCCAUCUUAUCAAAGCCCCACAUGCAGGAAAAGCAAAGAAGAUGGAGGAAAAGAUGGUGCAGAAAUUACAAGAAGAUGUGGAAAUGGGAGACGAUUAAAAAUGUUCAUCCUCAUUCUUACAGUGGAAUUAACUGUAAUUGAGACCUUUUAACUGUUGUAGGAACUUUUGAAUUUCAUGUAUAAAAGCAUUUUUCUUUCAUUGAACAAAAUCAUACAAGCUCCACUGCUCUUCACUUCCAUGGCUACAAAAGAUAACGCAAGUAUUUCAGUAAAUUUCCCAGUAAAAUAAGAGUGGCUUGGCUGCUAAUUUGCAGGACCUUGAAACUCCUUAUAUCAUUUAAAUGUUUUUGUUCCUAAUGUGCGAAAACCAUCCAUAUGCAUUGAAGGUGUUUCUAAAUUAAACCAAAGUCACAAUAAACAAUGAUCUGGUUUGGUAAAGUACUUGUUUUAGUGUCAGUGACUUUGUAUUUUUAAUAACGUAUCUCAGUAAUUUAGUCUACAUGUUUUCAGAUGUGCAAAAAGAGGAUUUAUUUUAUUAAAACAUUUUUGUAAUGGA